AUGAGCGUGGCGUCGACGCCUUCUUCCGUGUCAUCGGACGACUCGUCGACGUCGGCGACGACGGCGGCCAACAAUGCGUUUGUUCCAGUUCACCGCAAGCGACAACACGGCGACGCAAAAAUUGAGGCGGCCGUCAAAGCGUGCCAAAUUGGCGAUAUCGCCAUGGUGAGAAAGGUGCUCGAUGAGAAUUUGCCGCCGAAUGAGUAUGAUGAGGAACAAUGCACGAUGCUUCAUUGGGCUUCAAUCAACAACAAUGUGGAUAUAAUAGAACUUUUGAUCAAACACGGCGCGAGCAUCAACAAAAUAGGCGGCAAUUUGAAAUCGACACCACUUCAUUGGGCGUGCCACGUCGGCCACUUGAAUGCCAUCGUUUGUUUAGUGAUGAAUGGCGCCGACGCCGGAAUUCGCAACACCAACGGCGAGACGGCAAUCCACGUGGCAGCGCAUUCAGCAAACUCCACAAUCUUGGCAUAUUUGCUAACGAAAUUCGAGCAUUUAAAAGACGCUCGCGACAAUUGUGGCAUGUCGGCGUUGAUGAUAGUGGCGCGCGAAAGCCACGGCAUGUUUCCGAUACGCAUCUUUCUGCAAUUCAACGUUUUUCUCGAUUUCGCCGAUGAGCGGAAACAUGAAACAGCGCUUCAUAAGGCGAUAAAAAGGUCGAAUUAUAUUGGAGCAAUAGAACUUAUAGCUGCUGGCGCGGAUACAACAAUUUCGAAUCAUGCGGGAAACACGGCGUUAUGUGUGCUUGACAAGAAGAAGCUCAGAUAUGUGACAAAUGGGGUGAAACGAACGAGGCUGGAAAAGUAUGGCACCAUACCGCAGAAGGUGCUAUCAAGGGACUUUCUUCUCGAUGCCGCUGUCUCCAUUCUUCCCCUACUUUUGCUAUCCGCCUUAUUCGCGCUUCUCGAAUUCGGCCAAUAUCUCAUCGCCAUUGGACUCUUAUUCAUUUCGAUCGACAUCAUUUGCGUCAUUUAUUUUCAAUUCUCGAUCGACGACGCCACUCAUUUUCCGGUGAUGUAUUUCAUCACAAUGGGCACCUCGAAAAUUGUAUUGAUGAUUUUCAACGCUGAAAAUUUCUCAACAUGGUAUAUGAUCGUUCCCGUUGGAAUUUUGUACACCAUCUCAGCCAUCUUGUUUAUAUGGUUGUCCAUUGACAAUUCCGGUGUAAUUCCGCUCUAUCGUAACCCGCGCGAGCAAUUCGUGAAAUGGCUCGAAAGCGAUCCGACCGACGGCAAAUUCUGCUUCACGUGUUGGGUGCCGAAGCCGAAAAACUCGCACCAUUGUCGAAUUUGCAACCGAUGCGUUCGCGAAUUUGACCAUCAUUGUCCCUGGGUGAAAAAGUGCAUCUAUCGGCAGAAUUUGCGAAUUUUUGUCGGCCUAUUAUUAUCGUGCCUGAUCUACUGCACCACAUUUUUGGCGAUUUUGAUCAUUUUUCUUGUCGAAACCACAAAGAAAUUAGGUGCUGUCGAAACCAUUCAGCAAAACGGGAUGGUGAUUAUUUAUGCGGUCAUCACAGUUCCUCAUAUCGCCGCAUUUUCGAAUAUCGCUUUGAUACAAUUGAGACAAAUUUCUAGCGAUACUACCACUAUUGAGGAGAUUCGGAAGAAGCGACGAGAGGCGAGAACGGAAACAACGUAA
This is a messenger RNA of Caenorhabditis bovis, 1638 nucleotides long. NCBI's taxonomy places the organism in Eukaryota, Metazoa, Nematoda, Chromadorea, Rhabditida, Rhabditidae. The record is from the annotation of a GenBank genome assembly.